CUGCGACCAACCUUGAUUCGUUAACAACUAACAUAGAGAAAUAAUAGUGAGAUAUUCUAAGUUAAGACAGUUUCUUCUUAUAUACGAUUUUGAAGAGGUUAAUUAAGUAAACUUUUGCUUGAAAUCUGUCAGGAAAAGUUAAUCUUAGGUAUUGUUUGGCUGGAAGCCAUAUCCUGAACUAUAAACAAACCUAUAACAACAUAAUUUCAGUACAGUGAGUAUGAAAAAACAACUUUUCCAUUCUAAUAGACAACGUAAUAUCAAAUAUCACGAAGAAAAUAGUCGGCUUGAGACAAUUCGCGAUGGUUUAAGAAAGGUUUCACUAUGUCCAAGCAUGGAACUAUUAGCUGUCAUAACGAAUGGAAAUCGUCUAAUUGCGUUUAGGAAUAAUGGACAGCGAAUUUGGGAUGUUGGAUUUGAAGGAUUGAAUGCUACUGCUCUUUGUUGGCACCAAGAUGGUCAUCUUUUGGUAGUGGGAUUUGAAAAUGGAGAACUUAAGUUUAUAGAUUCGUCUUCGGGUCAUAUUGUCGAACAGCGUCCGGCUUCAAGAAAUAUUCCUAUAACAAUGAUUACCUGGAUGGUUGAGGAUUCUUCUAAUUUUUUCAAUCAAAACGAUUUUUCUUUCGACCCUAUAUCUUAUAUGCCCUUGCUGGGAACUCUUCCUAGCUCUUCUAAAGGAGAACGAGUAUUUUCUUCCAAAGCAAUUGCUGAAUUCUUUAAGCCAUCUAGUCCUGAACGCUCUAAAGCUCAGAAAAUUGAACUUUUAAGCGUACUCGAUGAGGAAGGAAUUCGCCAUAUAAACAUGUUUUCGUCUUAUAAAAUUGGGGAAGGUGACUCGCUAUACUCAGCACUUAAUAUGAAAUUACCAAAGUCCCAUCAUAUUUGCAGGCAGAUGGCAUAUCAUGUUUUAAACUGUGCUGACAAGGAACAUAGCAGUCUCCAGACACUAUAUAUGCCAUUGCUGGAGAAAGGGCUGCAAAACAUUGUAGAUAUAGCCACAAUGUCGACGAAAAUGCAGUUGUUUGUGAGGUAUAUCGAAGAAACAGUAGAUGCAAUGUAUGAAGAGUUCGAUAAUAUUGCCAAAGCUGAAAAUAGCCUACGAAAGUCUUUUACCCAAAUUUUUGACAAAUAUGAAAAUAAUCCUUUCUCUCCCGAGCUUGAAUUGUAUCAAUUUAUAAUGAAUGGGUUACCAACUCCCAUAUUGAGGGAAUGGUUGACAGAGAGAGUCGGCGAUCGAGUCUUAAAAAAUUGGGAAAAAUUGAUAGUAAAUGCUAACCGGUCUUUAUCGACAUUCUGUCAGGAAUUUAUACUACCUGCUUCCGAAAGACUGGGGAUAUUGCUUAACUUGAUACGAGGAAAGGCAAUUUGGGGAGUCAUGAAAGGAGAUAGUUUACUUGAUCCAAAGUUAAUUGAUGAAUGUUUAUCUUCGCUUUCAUCACUUCAAACAAUUUCCUUUACAUUUUUAUCUUCGCUUCAGAAGGAAAAUACUCAAAUGAAACGUUAUGUUUGUUGGCUAAAUUACGCUAUGCAUGAAUUUAUUACGACUGAACCAGCAACAAUUCCUCCUCAGGAAAUCGUUGAUCAUAUACAGGAUUGUGUAAAGUAUAUUCGGAAUUCCCUAAUGCAUUCUCAGUUGACACCAUAUUUUAUGGGUGUCGAGAAGCUUCAAGAAGCAAGAGACUCAAAAUCUAACAGUCCUACGUUUCAGGAUGUUAUAAACUCUUUAAGACUUUCUUUUGAUGUCAUUUUUAGUUAUCCAUCCUUGGCUUGCCGCAGCCAGUGGAUGAAAACAGCGAAUAUUCAGUUAUUACGAGGGAACGAUUGGGAUGUAUCUGCUUGUCUUUUUCAACCAGAACCUGAUAUUUCAAUUCAAAAAUCCAUAUAUUAUAAAAGAAAGCUUCCAGGAAUUUAUAUAUGGGAAUGCAGUCUGCAAAAUGGACAGAUGUUACCCUAUCUGUGCUGUCAUUUUGAACUGGAUGCCUCUUAUAUUCUCCAAAUUGAACAACUUGAUAAUGCUUCAGUUAAUGUUUUGGAUGCGAAAAUCUAUUCCAGCAACAUACUGAUAAUUCUAGCUGAAUAUCAAAACAAAACCUUUAUGUGUGAAGUUUCCAUAGAAAAAAUACCCUUCACAUCUAUUGAUAAGUCAAUUUGUGAUUUCGGAAAGUUACCAGAACAUAUGAAUACUAUUCCCCUUAUUCCAGUCCGUGAUACAAUAUGGGUUCAAGUGUUCGACGAUAGCUUUGCACCUUCUAAAUUCGACUAUAUAGAGCAAGGCACGAGCUCCUAUGGUAUUGUUUACUCUGAAGAAACCCAAAAAUAUCGAUGGUUUAAAAUAUGAGCAUGCGACCAACUUUCAUUUUAGAAUUUUAUGAUAAAAAGGAAUUCUCGCACUCUUACGCCUUAUUAACUAAUUAUUUGAAUCUAUAUAUAUACAAAUAAUAAUGAACAUGCUAAUCAUUCAUAUACUUUGUUGACCACUGGACUACGUUGUAUCUCGUUAAUUUAAGAAAAGUUCACAUUUUUCA
Messenger RNA from Schizosaccharomyces cryophilus OY26, 2525 nucleotides. RefSeq names its product anaphase-promoting complex subunit Apc4. NCBI's taxonomy places the organism in Eukaryota, Fungi, Ascomycota, Schizosaccharomycetes, Schizosaccharomycetales, Schizosaccharomycetaceae. Gene Ontology annotation, biological process: protein K11-linked ubiquitination; anaphase-promoting complex-dependent catabolic process; positive regulation of mitotic metaphase/anaphase transition. Gene Ontology annotation, cellular component: nuclear periphery; anaphase-promoting complex. The transcript is spliced from 5 exons. The coding region runs from base 221 to 2338 and encodes 705 amino acids. The record is from RefSeq and is a predicted model, not a curated record. Gene Ontology annotation, molecular function: protein binding.